GAGACCUCCACUUUUGUAAACAGGCUAUCUAAUAAUCAGGGACAUAUCUGUCUGCGGUACAACAGCUGAGAAACGUGCAUUAUCAUCUCACCUCAUAAACUGAACUGAACACAACCGACAGAGUUUAUCAAAUCCAAUCAUAGAAAAAGGACCAAUUUGGCAAGGAAGAUUGAUUCCAGUUUUUCCAGAUCAUAAAUCUAUACUAGAUUCUCCAUUCAUAACUAUGGCAGAUCCUGCUGUUAAUAACAACAGCACAGAAUCCAACAAAGUUUGGACUAGCUUCAGCUUUGCUUUAGGGAUAAGUGCUGUUGGUUUGCUGUUGUUCAGAAGAUAUUUUCAUGGAGCCAAAUGCAAAAGCCUUGCUCAGUUGAGUGGCAAGACUGUCAUCGUCACAGGAGCUAACACUGGGAUUGGAAAAGUCACCGCGCUGGACUUGGCAAGAAGAAAUGCUCGGGUGAUACUUGCAUGCAGGGACAUCAACAAAGCUCGGAAGGCUGCAGAUGACAUCAAGAAGUCAACCAACUCGCAAAAUGUUGUAGUCAAACAUCUGGACCUCGCCUCCUUCAAGUCCAUCAAUCAAUUCUGCAAAGACAUCUUGGAGACGGAACCAAGACUUGAUAUCCUCAUCAACAAUGCAGGCGUUAGUUGGAUUCCACAAUGUACGAAGACAGAAGAUGGGCUGGAGAUGCAAGUUGGAGUGAACCACUUCGGGCACUUUCUCCUCACCAAUCAGCUUCUUCCCCGCUUGAAGAAGUCGUCCCCCAGUGCUCGCAUCAUCAUCGUCUCCUCCUCCCUUCAUAAGAAGGGGAAAAUUGACUUUGGGAACUUCAAAUCCGAGAAGGGCUACCAUCAGUUUGAGGCAUACUAUGACAGCAAGCUUGCUAAUGUACUGUUUGGUCAAGAGCUUCACCGCCGUCUCGAAGCGGAAGAGGCAGGCGUCUCUGUGUACACGCUCCAUCCUGGAGUAAUCAACACGGAGCUGAACCGCCAUAUGAUGCAUCCAUUACUGCUGCGUCUGUUUCGACCACUCUUUGGACUUCUUGUGAAAACACCAACUCAAGGUGCCCAGACUACUAUCAGUUGCGCUGUUGCGGGAGAGCUGGAGGGUCUCAGUGGCCGUUACUAUGGCAACUGUAAAGAGGAGCCAUUUCCAAAGGUGGAGUCUGGACCAGAUGAGAGUGUUGCUAAGAAGUUGUGGGAAAUCAGUGAGCGAUUAACAGGACUGUCUAAAGUGGACUAAAUUCUGAAGUUUAUUAUGCAGAUAUCAAUUUUUUUUCUUUAAUUUGAAGAAGUAAAAUUUUAUAUCAAGUAGGGUUUAUAUUUAGUGGCCAGCCAUACAUGAUUUUAUGAAAUAACUGCAGUACCCACUGUAUGAUUUGCCUCGAGCUACUGGGCGGUCUGGGUGGUAAGACAUCUGGAAUAUUAAAAAUUUAAUAUUGAUAAAUAUUUUUGACAAGACUCGGGAAGGUAUGGAGUUUACAGGGUGCUUACCAAAUAUCGGUGAAUCUGUAAAACACAAAUAAUAUUAAUUUUUAGUGAUGCAAGUAUAACUACUACAUCGAUGUUUGAUUUAAUUGUUUCACUUUCAAGUUAGUUUAAGAACAACUAAAAGAACUAUUUAAUGCAUGGCAUGCGAUGGAAACGUCUUUGAAAAUGAAAAAAAAAUUAAUUGUAUGCAAAUGCCUUUAUAAUGCCUUUUGUAAAAUGGUAGCGAGUGUUUUUAAUUUUAGACGGUGGCCUGAAGCAUAUCUUAUUUUGCAUACUAUGUUAUUUUGCCCAAUAUUUUAUGAAUUUGUUUAAAAUAGGAAUCCUGAAGUUUAAAAUUGUGAUGCAAUCAUUUCAAGCAAAAUGAGUCAUUUGUCAACCCUAGGGCUGAUUUCUCAAAGCAAUAAAAUCCAUCGUAAUGUUGUAUUAGCGUACAAGGGGGCGAAAUUGCCAACAUGAAAUAAGAUAUUUACAACAAAAAAUAUUGUUGAAGAUGUCAACCCUGUAAGCAUGUUUUGGCUUGUUUCUCCAUACUGAUAUUGCUGAGAAAUGACUCAUUUAGCUUGAUUGCAUGAGUCAGAAGGGCCUGUGUUCAAUAUUUGGUAAACAAAUAUAAUAUUUGUGAAAGUAACCAUGCAUUAGAAUAGAUAUUGUAUUAUUAAAAAUACUGAAAUGCUAGUUUUGAA
This is a messenger RNA of Asterias rubens (European starfish), 2171 nucleotides long. Its product is annotated as retinol dehydrogenase 14-like. The transcript has a single exon. NCBI's taxonomy places the organism in Eukaryota, Metazoa, Echinodermata, Asteroidea, Forcipulatida, Asteriidae. The record is from RefSeq and is a predicted model, not a curated record. The coding region runs from base 224 to 1240 and encodes 338 amino acids.